AAACAGCCCACCAACAUGAAAAGACACUGUCAGUCAGAUUCAGAGGAAGAUGAGCCAGCAAAAAAGCAGCCUGCCUUCCAGGGCCACAGUGAGGGCUCCGGCCUGUCUGCUCUGCUCCCGCAGCCUAAGAAUGUGACAGUGAAAGAGACAAACCGGCUGUUGCUGCCAUACGCCUUUUCCAGGAAAGCAGCUGAGAACUCCACAGAGCCCAAACCUGCCAAAGGCUCGCUAGUGGCGGCAGCGGCGGCCAGCAAGCCAAAGCCCCCCCUCAAGGCCACGUCUGCUGUGACGACGACCCCUUCCCCGUCAGCCAUCAAGGCGGCUGCCAAGAGUGCCGCCCUGCAGGUGACCAAGCAGAUCACUCAGGAGGAGAAUGAAAGCGACGAGGAAGUGACCCCUGAGAACUACUUCUCCUUGGCCAGCCGAAGCGAGCCGCCCCCCAGGAGUCCCGAGAGCUACGUGUUCUCCGGCACAGUGGUGCCAGAUGACCUGCCCCCUGGGACAGAGCCAGGGCCUGAGCCCGAAGGCCAGGAUGCCACGACUGCUAACGCCCCACUGGAGUUCAAGACAGCACCUGGUUCGAGCUCUGCUCCCCAUGGCUGGGCCCCAAAGCCUGGUGAAGACUAUAGCAGCCAGCCGUAUCUGCCAUAUCCUGGCUACAGCAAUGCGGGCGGCACUGGCGUGUAUUAUCAGCAGGAUUACUACAGUGGUGGCUACUACCAGGAAAGCGACCCGCUGCUGGGGCCGCCCCAGGAGUUGCGCAGUGACGAUCCCGCCACCGCCGCCUCCUUCAUGGACGAUGAAGCGUUCAAACGCCUCCAAGGCAAGCGGAACCGUGGCCGAGAGGAAAUCAACUUUGUGGAGAUCAAGGGGGAUGACCAGCUGAGUGGCGCACAGCAGUGGCUGACCAAGUCCUUGACAGAGGAGCAAAAUAUGAAAUCCUUCAGCAAGAAAAAGGGGGAACAGCCCACAGGGCAGCAGCGGAGGAAGCACCAGAUCACAUACCUGAUUCACCAGGCAAAAGAACGAGAGCUGGAGCUGAAGAACACCUGGGCUGAAAACAAGCUCAGCAGGCGUCAGACGCAGGCCAAGUAUGGAUUUUAGGACCUCUCUUCCUCCUCCUGCCCUUGUAGCUGCCCGGCUGGCCGGCUGGCCGGCUUAGGAAUUUGCAGUUUGCUCAGCCUCAGGCCACACUGAACAAGAAGAGGAGGCAGUGGCACUGGUGCUCAGCUCGGUGCUGUGCACCUCUGUAGCUAUUGCUGCUAGUUGGGUGAGGGAUACCUGGUAGGGCACAUUCUGGAGGAGGCCAAGAGACUCAUCCGGCUUGAGUCCUUGAACAUCCACCCUGAGGGCCCACAAGCCAGCCUGGCGCGCUCUCUGCGUCCGCAGAACCCAGACGAAGCCUCACUUGCCCAUCCUCCCUGGACUGUCCGUUUCGGCAGGAUGGGAUCACCGCAUUGUAGUCCAAGCAGCCCCAGCUUUGCUAGUCCUUGCAGUUUGCCCUUCGGUGGCGGGAGGCCAGCGUUGUCACGAGCUGCUUCCCACCACCAGUUCUUUUCGGGUAUGUGUGUCUUUGUGUCUAGUCCGUCGCCUCUCUCCUUCCCUUGUUGAGAAAGUUCUUGUUUUUGUGGAUUGGUGACAGCUGCAGCUCCACUCGCAUUGAAAAGUAGGGUGGCGACCAUGCGCUCCGUUGCUUAACAACAGUGUUCAGUAUUUCAGUACAAAAUGCUUCUGGAAUUUAACUUCGGUGUCCCCUCCUCAUCCCCAAAACGGCAGGGAUGCAGCAUGGUUAGCCAGGCGUGGGUCACGUGCUGUUGGAAUCCGUGCACUUCCAGGAGAACCAGCAGCCUGCGGCAGACAGUCCGGUCCCCGUCCACUGUCCCCUUUGCCCCUCGGCCCCCAAGCCGAUGCUGAAGGGGCUCUGCCUGUUAAUUUGCCUUUCCUGGCUCAGAUUGGAAUGCGCCCUCCAGCCUUGCUGUCCUUUGCUCUGCCCACUCCCCCCAUCCCCACUUUCCUACAAGAGGCCUCCCCAAGGGAAGCACAGGCUCGGACUAAGGGGGUCGCUUGCCCCCCUGCUGCGGGAUGUGCAGGCCGACCUGGUCUUCCGUUUUCACAGUCUGCACCGUCCGUUGUUCCCUCCCCGUGGUUCAAGCUGCAGCCCUCCUCUCUGGAGGAAGCCAGCCUUGCUGCAUUGUUUCUGGAGGAAUGAGAUCAGUGUUUAGGACGUUUUUUUUUAAUCUAGUUUAUUUCCCUGGAAGGUUUAAUACUUAGGAAAGGCUCUCUUUUCUUAUUUUUGGAAUAUUCCAAAAUAAAGCUCUCAUUCAGUAAUUUAUUUGCAUUUUACGAAAUUGUCUGGAAAGAGAUUUUAUAAAGGAAUAAAACUUUUAAAAGAACUUGUAA
Messenger RNA from Varanus komodoensis (Komodo dragon), 2400 nucleotides. RefSeq names its product proline rich mitotic checkpoint control factor (gene PRCC). The record is from RefSeq and is a predicted model, not a curated record. Lineage: Eukaryota; Metazoa; Chordata; Lepidosauria; Squamata; Varanidae. Bases 16 to 1104 code for a protein of 362 amino acids. Gene Ontology annotation, cellular component: nucleus. The transcript has 7 exons.